Molecule: messenger RNA, 279 nt
Organism: Chinchilla lanigera (long-tailed chinchilla)
Lineage: Eukaryota; Metazoa; Chordata; Mammalia; Rodentia; Chinchillidae
Product: translation initiation factor IF-2-like
Source: RefSeq, a predicted model, not a curated record
GGCGCAGGGCAGAGCAAAGAUGCUUCCUGAGCAGGUCCCGUUACGCGGCGCUAAAACGCGAUCUUCAGCCUCGUGCAGGGCACGCUCAGCACCAGGGCCCCGAGCGCGGGGCUCCGCAUCUGAGAACUUCAUGCCGGAUCACAAGUCCUCGCCCCGCACCCCGUUACCCUCCUCCCGGCUCAGCAUCUCUGCACUUGAUUCGCGCGGGCGCCCAGGUACGGCGGGGCCUGCGCAGGCCGGCGCUCGGCGCGUUCCGGACGCGCGUGCUCCGGCUCGGGC